Molecule: messenger RNA, 1073 nt
Organism: Arabidopsis thaliana (thale cress)
Lineage: Eukaryota; Viridiplantae; Streptophyta; Magnoliopsida; Brassicales; Brassicaceae
Product: Thioesterase superfamily protein
Exons: 3
Coding region: 182-649 (155 amino acids)
Molecular function (GO): fatty acyl-CoA hydrolase activity
Source: RefSeq, marked reviewed
GUCUAAUUUAUUUUUUUCUUUCUUUGUCUAAUUUGAUUAGAUCACUUCUUUAUUUGAAUGAGUAAAAACUAGAAAAAAAUGUGAGCCAUUUAAAUCUGAUUCAUAUCAAAAAAUUUUCGAUUUAAAAAAAAAACCCUCAAAAGGUGUUGAUACGGAAAAAGAAAAGGGAAAGAAGAAGAGAAUGGAUCUAGAAUCGGUGAAAAAGUAUCUGGAAGGAGAUGAAGACGAAAAGGCCAAGGAACCAAUGGUGGCGAAAUUACCACACAGAUUCCUCGAACGAUUCGUAACCAAUGGUCUUAAAGUGGAUCUCAUCGAACCUGGCCGUAUCGUCUGCUCCAUGAAAAUCCCUCCUCAUCUCCUGAACGCAGGGAAAUUCUUACACGGAGGAGCAACGGCGACGCUGGUGGAUUUGAUAGGAUCAGCAGUGAUCUACACAGCCGGAGCUUCACAUUCCGGAGUUUCAGUGGAGAUCAAUGUUUCAUACCUUGAUGCUGCUUUUCUCGAUGAAGAGAUAGAGAUAGAAUCAAAGGCAUUGCGUGUUGGUAAAGCUGUAGCAGUAGUGAGUGUGGAGCUGAGGAAGAAGACGACUGGUAAGAUUAUUGCUCAAGGUCGUCAUACCAAGUACUUUGCUCCUCGUUCCAACCUUUGAUCGUUCAACCAACCUUUCUUCUUUUUUACAUUCAAUAAACAACAUCAAGGUGUUUUUAGUCUUUGUCCCAUUUGCUUCUUAUUAUUAUUGAUACUAAUAAAACUACAUUACUAUAUGUUUUUCUAAUAAUACAAACAACCUUACUUUUUCUCUAUAUGUGUUUACCUCGAUGUUGAACUAAGCUUUUUUUUUAAUAUACAGAUAGAUCCUGUUUAAAAAAUUUGGCUUAUAUAUUUGUUACUGUGAAUAUGAUGAUCAUUUCAAGGUGAUGAUGCAUUUGUAAAGUAUUGAUGAGGUUUGUGGUGGUAACUUAUUAGAAUUGUUUAUGUUUCACUAUUUUUAGUUUCGCAUUAUGAUUACUUUAAGUUUUGAUACAAAGUUGGUACCAUCCAAUUAUUUCAAUCAAGUUGUUCAUUCCUGCCUU